AUGCCACCUAUCCCUGGAAAACCUCUUAUCCUGUAUUUAACGGUGCAUGAAAAAUCAAUGGGAUGUGUUUUGGGGCAACAUGAUGAAACAAGAAGGAAAGAACAAGCCAUUUAUUACCUGAGCAAAAAGUUUACUGAUUAUGAUUCAAAGUAUUCACCGUUGGAAAAGAUGUGUUGUGCAUUAGCUUGGACAGCUCGUCGGCUUAGACAAUACAUGUUGUAUCAUAUUACUUGGCUCAUUGCAAACUUAGACCCAAUUAAGUACUUUUUUGAAAAACCUUCAUUGUCAGGAAGAAUAGCAAGAUGGCAAGUGUUACUUUUUGAAUAUGACAUUGUUUAUGUGUCCCAAAAGGCAAUCAAAGGAAGUGCUAUUGCUGAAUUUCUUAUAGAACGCGCUCAUGAAGAUUAUGUGCUUGUGACAUUUGAUUUUCCAUAUGAAAACUUAAUGUCUAUACUGCACAUAGAUAAAGAAGAGCAUAAUGAAGAUAUAUGGAAGAUGUAUUUUGAUGGUGCAUCAAAUGCUUUGGGGCAUGGUAUUAAAGUAGUUUUCAUAUCUCCAAAAAGAGAUUACUACCCAAUCACUGCGAAACUAAAUUUUGAUUGCACCAAUAAUGUGGUAGAAUAUGAAGUAUGUGUUCUAGGUCUUCAAACUGCUCUUGAAAGAAAGGCCUAUGCUUUAAAAGUUUAUGGAGACUCUACCUUACUCAUAUAUCAAUUGCGAGGGGAAUGGAAAACUAGAGACUCAAAAUUAACUUUAUACCAAAAGUACAUAUCAUAA
This is a messenger RNA of Durio zibethinus, 777 nucleotides long. RefSeq lists its product as uncharacterized. Gene Ontology annotation, molecular function: nucleic acid binding. The record is from RefSeq and is a predicted model, not a curated record. NCBI's taxonomy places the organism in Eukaryota, Viridiplantae, Streptophyta, Magnoliopsida, Malvales, Malvaceae.